Molecule: messenger RNA, 321 nt
Organism: Symbiodinium sp. CCMP2592
Lineage: Eukaryota; Dinophyceae; Suessiales; Symbiodiniaceae
Source: the annotation of a GenBank genome assembly
AUGACGGAGCUCGAGCCUCGAGUGCUGAGCCCGUGGAGGCUUCUCCCCCUUCUUAGAGACUGCGGCGACCUUCGAGGCUCUGAGCGGCUGAGCGGCCUCGCUCGGCUUCGUUCCCUUCGCGAAGCGGCGCGGAAAGCGGCGUACAGGGAACAGCUGGAGUUGCCAAGCAGGCCACGGUCCGCGCCCCUUGAGGAGGAGAUCGUCAACGUGCUGCGCGAGGAGGCCUUCCGGGUGGAUCCCCGCGAGAAAGACCCGCAAGGGCACCUCUUCGCCUUCCAGGCCCAGGCCCUGAGGCUCCAGGCUCUUCUUUAUGAGGGUUAA